Messenger RNA from Umbelopsis ramanniana AG, 924 nucleotides. RefSeq lists its product as uncharacterized. The transcript has 5 exons. Lineage: Eukaryota; Fungi; Mucoromycota; Umbelopsidomycetes; Umbelopsidales; Umbelopsidaceae. Gene Ontology annotation, cellular component: cytoplasm; nucleus. The coding region runs from base 140 to 850 and encodes 236 amino acids. The record is from RefSeq and is a predicted model, not a curated record.
AAAGACAGCAGCGCACUGGGCAUCGCCCGCCAAAAAGUCAGCUUGGGCCCACUCCACGUGACCGUUAAAGCGUACCGGCUUUUUUGGGAUUCCUUUGACAGCCGUGACGUUUUUUUCAUUGCUACCCUCCUUUCGAACAAUGGUCGCAGUAACCCGGAAAUUGAGAAUCCUCUGUUUACAUGGGUAUACUCAGAACUCAAUCGCCUUUUCGAAAAAGACAGCUGUACUUCGAAAGGCUUUGAAGGAUAUGGCAGAAUUAGUGUAUGUCACUGGACCCCAUAAGGUUUUAGAACCCGAGUUUCUGACAGUUGAGGAGAGACAGGCGGCGGCUGAGCAGGAGGUGUCCGAAGAAUUGAUGCCAUAUGCGUGGUUUUUCGGCCGAAAGGAUGAUGACAAAUAUGAAGGAUUUGAAGCAUCCGUCUCUUUCCUGAAAGAUGUCAUGAUAAAGCAGGGACCCUUUGACGGUGUAUUUGGCUUCUCGCAGGGAGCGGCUAUGGCAGCGCUUCUAUGUGCUAUGCUAGAACACCCAUCGGCCCUACCUGGAUUGAUACCGGAGGACUUUGAUCAUCCACGAUUUUUAUUUUCCAUUAUUUGUGCAGGGUUUGUAUCACGAGCUACCGCUCACCAGCCCCUAUUUGAAAAAAUCAUCCAGACGCCUAGCCUUCACAUCAUGGGCGAAUUGGAUACCUUGGUGGCCCCUGAGCGAAUGAUGGCCCUGGCAGAACGCUUCCACCAGCCAGAUAUAUUCCGACAUGCUGGAGGACAUUUUGUUCCUACCAAUGCCGCCAGUAGGAACACCAUUAAAGACUAUGUAGGAAAAUACACUGUUCCAAGUGAUGAUAAGCAAUAGAUCCCAUAGACUAUCAGUAACCCCGCCCGGACCCUCUUUUUUUUUUUUUAUUAUCUGCAUGGCAUUAGACAUCU